AUGUUUGCACAUCGAUUGAAUACAAAAGAAGACAAUUUUUCCAAUGGUAAUGACGAUUUAACUGAAUUGACCUGGUUAACAGAAACAGAUAUUCUACAUCGUCCUUCGUCGUCGAAACUACAACCGAUAUUAAGCACAAAUUUACCAAUAUAUUCUUUGCAGCAAUUAACCACUCAAACGAUACGAGUUUAUGACGAUAUUCUCUCCUCUGAUAGCGACGAAAUCGAUACGUAUUCAACAUCGUCAUUGAAUUCAUCAAGUGAACGUGUUAUGAUAAAUGGUAAUGACUAUCUUUCUAAAUCUUCAUCAAUCACUGGUUUACCGUCUCCAAAUUCCGGCUUAUGUUUUUGGAUAUUAUUCGCAAUAGAAGAGUCAAAGAAUCAUGCAUUAACACUAAAUGAAAUAUGCAAAUGGAUUGAGGACAAUAUUGAACAGCAAUCAACUAAUUUAUUUUCGACAACUUCAAUGGAUGAAAUAUUAAUAAAAAGUGCUCGAUUAAAAAGUAAAAUACGUUAUCAUAUGACAAAACAAAUAUCAUUUUUUUUCAAAAUAACAAAAGAUCCAUUCACAGGUAAUAAACUGCGAUGUCCAUUAUGGACAGUGGACACAACAAAACGUUUACUAUUAUUAGACAUGCUGAUAACAAUGAAUGAUAAACAAUUAUCGUUGAACAGUGAAAAGAUAAAAAAUAUUUAUAUGAGAUUAUCAAAUGAACGAAAACAUAUUUUAUUGAGACAUAAACAGACAAACAAUUCAACAGAACAAGAUCAACAUAUAUCAUCGACAAGUGAAUCAUCAAUAAAAAAAAUUAAAAAAUUCAGAAUAACUACAUUAAAACAAACACUUUCAACAGAUGAUAAAAAUUUGACAGAUGAAAAUAUCGUUCCUAAACGACGAAACGAACGCGUUUUUUCACAUUUAUCAGCAUCAAUAAACAUCAAACGAGAAAAUAUUUUUCAUUUACAAUCAGUAGAAGAGCAAACUCAUUUAUCACUGAAAGAAGAUUCAAACAAAAACUUAAAUACAGACGGUGACAUGGUCGAUGCUGCCAUGACCUUAUUGCAACUAAAAAUGGGAUCAUUUAAUCAAUAG
This is a messenger RNA of Didymodactylos carnosus, 1092 nucleotides long. NCBI's taxonomy places the organism in Eukaryota, Metazoa, Rotifera, Eurotatoria, Philodinida, Philodinidae. The record is from the annotation of a GenBank genome assembly.